AUGUCCAUCGAAGGUGAAUUUGACAUUAUUAUCAUUGGCGCCGGUAUAUCUGGUAUCAAUGCUGCAUACAGAGUGCAAAAAGCCUUGCCUAAUCAUAGUUUCUCUAUUAUUGAGGCGCGUUCUGCAGUUGGCGGGACCUGGGAUCUUUUCCGUUAUCCAGGUAUUCGAACUGAUUCAGAUGCACAUACAUAUGGGUUUUCAUGGCACCCAUAUCACACCAAAAGCCAAUUUGUCCAUGGCAGCUCUCUCCAACAAUACAUCAUUGACGCGGCAACGCAACAUGGGAUCUAUCAGCACGUUCGAUUUGGCCAUCAGCUUGUUGCCGCAGACUGGUCUUCUAGCAGUGGAAGCUGGAGACUCACAAUCAUCGUGCACUGCCAAAAAAUAAUUAUGAAUGCCCGAUUCAUUAUAUUUGCCACUGGAUACUUCGACUACAACAAUGCAAAGCCGAUUGAUAUUCCUGGUCUAGAAUCAUUCCAGGGAGCUGUUGCCCACCCCCAGUUUUGGCCUGAAAAUCUGGUUUAUACAGACAGAAAGGUUGUUGUCAUAGGCAGUGGCGCAACAGCCGUUUCACUUUUUCCAGCCAUGGCAGAAACAGCUACUCAUGUAACAAUGUUGCAGCGAAGUCCGAGCUAUGUGUUGCCUCUCCAUUCAGGCUCAAGAUCGACAUUGUUAAAGGCUGUCUUACCCCGGUCUUUGGAGCACCGCAUCAAAAGAUAUGCAUGGCUGAUGAUAAUGAUGAGUUCGUACUAUUUCUGUAACAAGUUUCCUUCUCUUGCAAGCAAGAUUUAUCGCGUAUUUAUCAAAGGCUACUUGCCAAGUGGAGUAUCUGAAAAUCCCCAUUUCAGACCAGAGUAUCCGCCAUUUGCUCAACGGCCUAAUGCAUGCCCGAAUGGGGAUUUUUUCAGGCCUCUGGAAAGUGGGAAGGCAACGGUGGAGACUGGAGUCAUCGACACCGUCAAAUCAAACGGCAUACUUCUCAAAAGUGAGAUCUUUAUUGAGGCUGACCUCAUAGUCACCGCAACUGGGCUCAAUUUGCAGAUGGGAGGCGGUGUAGAUAUUACGAUUGAUGGGAAAGAAUACGAUCUUCCAUCUAAGUUCAUGUGGAAUGGCGUAAUGCUGCAGGAUUUGCCAAAUGCCUCAAUGAUUGUGGGAUAUUUGACCAGCGCUUCUUGGACUCUCGGAGCAGAUGCAGCUGCGAUACUGACCUGUCGGUUGAUUCAAUACCUUGAGAAAAAUCAAUUUGCGAUCACUAUCCCUCGCAUGAAAUCUCCUGAGAGGCUCGCUGAAAGACAGAUUUGGGAUCUCAAAUCAAACUAUCUUUUCGCUGGUAAGCGAAACCUACCUAAUGCGUCAGACCGGGCCCCGUGGCAAGCACGUUCAAAUUACAUUUAUGAUUACCUUUUCGCACGUUUCGGUCGCCUCGACGAAUGCAUGGAGUUUUCCAAAUGA
Penicillium taxi is the source of this 1452-nucleotide messenger RNA. RefSeq names its product flavin-containing monooxygenase. The record is from RefSeq and is a predicted model, not a curated record. NCBI's taxonomy places the organism in Eukaryota, Fungi, Ascomycota, Eurotiomycetes, Eurotiales, Aspergillaceae. Gene Ontology annotation, molecular function: NADP binding; flavin adenine dinucleotide binding; N,N-dimethylaniline monooxygenase activity. The transcript has a single exon. The coding region runs from base 1 to 1452 and encodes 483 amino acids.